Striga asiatica is the source of this 663-nucleotide messenger RNA. The record is from the annotation of a GenBank genome assembly. Lineage: Eukaryota; Viridiplantae; Streptophyta; Magnoliopsida; Lamiales; Orobanchaceae.
AUGUGGGUGGAGAUUGUCGACCACGUCUUUAUGAACCGGAAAAUCGAGCUGGCGUCGCCGGCGACGUGGCUGUUGGCCACGCCGAUGCAUAUGCCGCGGCCGGGAAACAGGGUAACUUUCAGGGUUAACAGGGGAAAGAGCUUGUGGCAUCUCCGGGACAAAAUCGUAAAAUCUAUCGGCGUCUCGGGGGUGGUUUCCUAUGAGGUCGUCGAAAUCUUCGACGGAGACGGCGACCGUGAGCGGGACGGAGUCGCCGGCGGAGUAGCGGAAAAAGGGCUUUUCUUGGUCCGUGUUUUUGGGGUAGAGGAGGUGGCCGGACAAGGGAAGGAAGUGUCCGAGGUUUUUGAGGUUGGGGACGAGGGUUUCGAGGAAAAUGGAUUCGGAGAUUGGGUGACGGUAGAAGAAAAGGCGGCGGAUGGGGUGUUGGAAGAAGAGCCAGAGGAUGUCGAGGAAGGAGAGGGGUACGGAUACGGUGGCGGGGCCGCCGGCCGGAGGCGGAACGAGGCAGCUUUCGAGGGAGGUGGUGGUGGUGGUAGUGGUCAUGGCGGCGGGGACUUUGAAAAUGGUGCGUGGCGUUAUAAUAAGGUGUCGUGUUCAAAGGUAGGAGAUGAUGUGGUCAAAAGUCUUAUAAUGGCAACGCGACUGCUUGCCCGUAUUACAUAG